CGCGCCCGCGCCCGCGCCGGUGCGCAGCCGCUCGGGCCGCGCCCCUGCCCCGCCGCCUCAGCUCCCCGCCGGGCCGAUGCGGGUCGCGGGGCUGAGGGGAGCGAGGUAGGCUUCGCCUGCGCCGCCACCGCCCGGCCCUGGCCCGGCCGGGAACGCGGCCCCAGCCCCCCCCCCCCCCCCGGGCGCGAUCCGGCCUGGUCAUCCGCGGGGCGCGGCCAAGCGGGCCAUGGCUGACCGCGGGUGUGCGCUGGAGGCGGUGCCGCUGCCCGCCGAGGUGCGGGAGAGCCUGGCGGAGCUGGAGCUGGAGCUGUCGGAAGGGGACAUCACUCAAAAAGGGUAUGAAAAGAAACGGGCAAAACUGCUUGCACGCUAUAUCCCGCUUAUUCAAGGGGUAGAUCCAUCCCUACAAGCCGAGAAUAGGAUCCCAGGUCCCUCACAAACCACAGCUGCAGCGCCCAAACAGCAGAAGCCACGGCCUACCAACUCACGGGACGAGCGCUUCCGGUCAGAUGUUCACACUGAAGCGGUGCAAGCAGCUUUGGCCAAAUACAAGGAGAGGAAGAUGCCUAUGCCUUCAAAAAGACGUUCGGUUCUUGUCCACUCGUCGGUGGAGACGUACACACCUCCAGACACGUCAUCUGCCUCAGAAGAUGAGGGCUCUUUACGGCGACCCGGGCGACUUACCUCCACUCCGCUCCAGAGCCAUUCCAACGUCGAGCCCUGGCUCGACCGGGUCAUUCAGGGCUCGUCCACCUCAUCCUCUGCAUCCUCCACCUCAUCUCACCCGGGAGGGAGACCCGCCGCUGCUCCCAGUGCCGCCGCCGCCACGCUCACAGGCCCCGUGGCCCACGCCCACAUAGCAGAUCUGCCCUCUGCCCCUCCUGAUGUCACCACGGGUCUUGUGGAGCUUCCGCACUGUGAGCGUCCGCAGCUGGCUUCUGUGAGAGGCGUCCCUCGGGGCUACAGCGGCAGCGUCCUGGAAACUGCGGGUGGUGUCCCUGUGAACAGCAGAGUGUCCUCCAAAAUCCAGCAGCUUCUCAAUACCCUGAAGAGGCCAAAGCGCCCUCCGCUGAAGGAGUUCUUUGUGGAUGAUUUUGAGGAGCUGUUGGAAGUGCAGCAACCAGAUCCAAAUCAGCCAAAGCCUGAGGGAAGCCAGACGGCAGUGCUGAAAGGGGAGCCCCUGGCCGUGGGGACCGCCUGGCCACCGUCCCUGCUGGCUGCCUUGCAGCGCUGGGGCACGACACAGCCCAAAGCCCCCUGUCUGACUGCCUUGGACACAGCUGGGAAGGCCAUCUACACCCUUACCUAUGGCAAACUUUGGAGUCGGAGUUUAAAACUAGCUUAUACUCUACUUAAUAAACUGACUAGUAAGAAUGAACCACUACUUAAACCUGGAGACAGAGUGGCCCUGGUGUUUCCGAACAGUGACCCUGUGAUGUUCAUGGUGGGGUUUUAUGGCUGUCUCCUGGCAGAGCUGGUUCCUGUCCCCAUAGAAGUGCCGCUAACAAGAAAGGACGCCGGCAGCCAGCAGGUUGGGUUUCUGCUGGGAAGCUGUGGCGUUGCCCUGGCCCUGACCACGGAUGCUUGUCAGAAAGGCCUGCCCAAGGCACAGACCGGAGAGGUGGCAGCUUUCAAAGGUUGGCCCCCUCUCGCCUGGUUGGUGAUCGAUGGGAAGCAUCUGACCAAGCCCCCGAAAGACUGGCAUCCACCGGCCCGGGAUGCAGGGGCCGGGACUGCCUACAUCGAGUAUAAAACAAGCAAAGAAGGCAGCACAGUGGGGGUCACGGUGUCCCACGCAUCGCUGCUGGCACAAUGCCGGGCUCUCACCCAGGCUUGCGGCUACUCGGAAGCUGAAACAUUAACAAAUGUGCUGGAUUUCAAAAGGGAUGCUGGUCUGUGGCAUGGAGUGUUAACAAGUGUUAUGAACAGGAUGCACGUGGUCAGCAUCCCGUACGCACUGAUGAAAGUGAACCCACUGUCCUGGAUUCAGAAAGUGUGUUUGUAUAAAGCCCGGGCCGCGCUGGUGAAAUCCCGAGACAUGCACUGGUCUCUCCUAGCUCAGCGAGGACAGAGGGACGUCAGCCUCAGCUCGCUGCGCAUGCUGAUCGUGGCUGAUGGCGCAAACCCCUGGUCCAUAUCCUCCUGUGAUGCGUUCCUCAAUGUCUUCCAGUCCAGAGGGCUGAAGCCAGAGGUCAUCUGUCCUUGCGCCAGUUCUCCUGAGGCGCUGACGGUCGCCAUCCGCAGGCCACCAGACCUGGGAGGACCUCCUCCACGAAAAGCUGUCCUGUCGAUGAGCGGUCUCAGUUUUGGCGUGAUCAGAGUUGAUACUGAAGAGAAGUUGUCAGUUCUUACUGUUCAGGACGUGGGUCAGGUGCUGCCUGGAGCUGAUGUGUGUGUUGUGAAGGUAGAAGGUACCCCUUAUCUCUGUAAAACUGAUGAGGUUGGAGAAAUAUGUGUCAAUUCCAGCGCAACUGGCACAGCGUACUAUGGACUACUUGGAAUCACAAAGAGCGUCUUUGAGACUGUCCCGGUCACAGCAGGAGGAGCCCCCGUGUCUGACAGGCCUUUCACCAGGACAGGGCUGCUGGGCUUCAUCGGGCCUGAUAACCUGGUUUUUGUCGUGGGCAAGCUGGAUGGGCUAAUGGUGGUCGGAGUUCGUAGACACAACGCGGAUGACAUCGUGGCCACUGCGCUGGCUGUGGAGCCCAUGAAGUUUGUCUACAGAGGCAGGAUUGCCGUGUUCUCCGUGACGGUGCUGCACGAUGACCGGAUCGUGCUUGUGGCUGAGCAGCGGCCUGAUGCCUCCGAGGAGGACAGCUUCCAGUGGAUGAGUCGCGUGCUGCAGGCCAUCGACAGCAUCCACCAGGUGGGCGUGUACUGUCUGGCCCUGGUUCCUGCCAACACCUUGCCCAAGGCUCCCCUUGGAGGGAUUCAUAUUUCUGAAACCAAGCAGCGGUUUCUGGAGGGGAUGCUGCACCCGUGUAAUGUACUAAUGUGCCCUCACACCUGUGUCACCAACCUCCCCAAACCUCGCCAGAAACAACCAGAGGUUGGACCGGCCUCCAUGAUCGUGGGGAACCUGGUUGCUGGGAAGAGAAUCGCCCAGGCCUCAGGGAGGGAGCUGGCUCACCUGGAGGACAGUGACCAGGCGAGAAAGUUCCUGUUCCUGCCGGAUGUGCUGCAGUGGCGGGCGCACACCACCCCCGACCACCCGCUGUUCCUGCUGCUCAAUGCCAAGGGCACCGUCACCAGCACUGCAACCUGCGUCCAGCUGCACAAAAGGGCCGAAAGGGUUGCCGCCGCCCUGAUGGAGAAGGCACGACUGAGCGUCGGGGACCAUGUGGCUUUAGUCUACCCCCCAGGGGUGGACCUCAUUGCCGCCUUCUAUGGCUGCCUGUACUGCGGCUGUGUGCCUGUCACCGUGCGGCCUCCGCACCCCCAGAACCUGGCCACCACGCUUCCCACCGUCAAGAUGAUCGUAGAGGUCAGCAAGUCUGCUUGCGUCCUCACUACACAGGCCAUCAUGCGGCUGCUCAAGUCCAAAGAUGCAGCGGCUGCCGUGGACGUCAGGACCUGGCCGACCAUUCUAGAUACAGAUGACAUACCAAAAAAGAAGGUGGCUAGCAUUUUCAGGCCACCGUCCCCAGACCUGCUCGCAUACUUGGAUUUCAGCGUGUCGACUACAGGGAUAUUAGCAGGUGUGAAGAUGUCGCACGCAGCCACAAGUGCCUUGUGCCGCUCCAUAAAGCUGCAGUGUGAGCUGUACCCCUCGAGGCAGAUCGCCAUCUGUCUUGACCCCUACUGCGGCCUUGGCUUCGCCCUGUGGUGUCUGUGCAGCGUCUAUUCCGGACACCAGUCAGUCCUGGUGCCCCCGCUGGAGCUGGAGAGCAACGUGUCCCUGUGGCUGUCAGCCGUCAGCCAGUACAAGGCCCGCGUCACCUUCUGCUCCUACUCCGUGAUGGAAAUGUGCACCAAGGGCCUGGGCGCACAGACCGGUGUCCUCAGGACGAAGGGGGUGAACCUGUCCUGCGUACGCACCUGCAUGGUGGUAGCUGAGGAGCGGCCCAGGAUCGCACUCACACAGUCCUUCUCCAAGCUGUUCAAGGACCUGGGGCUGCCAGCGCGCGCCGUGAGCACCACUUUCGGGUGUAGGGUCAACGUGGCCAUCUGCCUCCAGCCCAACAGGCUGGGAAAGCUGGCUGAGCAGGGCACGGCCGGCCCGGACCCCACCACCGUCUACGUGGACAUGAGGGCGCUGCGCCAUGACAGGGUACGUUUGGUAGAACGGGGUUCUCCGCACAGUCUGCCAUUGACGGAGUCUGGAAAGAUCCUCCCUGGGGUAAAAGUCAUUAUCGCGCACACGGAGACCAAAGGGCCCCUUGGAGACUCACACCUGGGAGAGAUCUGGGUGAGCAGCCCCCACAACGCCACCGGCUACUACACGGUCUAUGGGGAGGAGGCGCUCCACGCUGACCACUUCAGUGCCCGGCUGAGUUUUGGAGACACACAGACCAUUUGGGCAAGGACUGGCUACCUGGGUUUCCUUCGAAGAACAGAGCUCACUGACGCCAGUGGAGAGCGGCACGAUGCACUGUACGUGGUCGGAUCUCUGGACGAGACGCUGGAGCUGAGAGGCAUGCGCUACCACCCCAUAGACAUCGAGACGUCUGUGGUUCGAGCCCACAGGAGCAUCGCAGAGUGUGCCGUGUUCACCUGGACCAACCUGCUGGUGGUGGUGGUGGAGCUGGACGGGCUGGAGCAGGAUGCGCUGGACCUGGUGGCCCUGGUGACAAACGUCGUGCUGGAGGAGCAUCACCUGGUCGUGGGUGUGGUGGUCAUUGUGGACCCAGGUGUGAUCCCCAUCAACUCUCGGGGCGAGAAGCAGCGCAUGCACCUGCGUGAUGGCUUCCUGGCCGACCAGCUGGACCCCAUCUAUGUCGCCUACAAUAUGUGAGUGCCGCCUGUCGACCCCACGUUCCUGAGACAGGUGUGGUCCCCGGCCUCCUGGUGCGGGAGCCGGUCAGAGGUGUUGGGGCUUGUGAAGACACCACACUGUCUGCAGCCACCAGAAAAGACUCCAGUCUUCAUGGAAUGCUGUGCCCUCUGCUUUUACGGACCCGUCCCAAGGAUCCCCAAAUCUCAUUUCAGGAGCCACUUCCUGACUAUUUGAAGAAAUGUUUUCAUCUUCGAGGACCUUUGUCAGUCAGUAUUUGAACAGGUGGGCGCCCGCGAGGGGGCCUGGAGUGGCUGCGGAAAGGGAUCACGAGCGCUCUGCUGUGCUGCGAGUUUGCACUUGUUUUAGGCUAAAAAUAUCAUUCUUGAUUUUAAAAAUUCACUUAUUUAUUCUCACUUCAAAUGACAACUUCAUGUAUAGAAUUCCUGCCAGAAAGAACUUGAGGCCCCUGGGGAGGAGCAGAGUGAUGGAGGGAGGCAGUCCUGGCCUGCCCUCCCCACUCUCAGACCCGAGGCCCCGCUGUGGCCACACGGCACUGCCUCUGCUGGUUUCAUUAUUGAAACAGGUGUGCCCAGUUGUCUGCAUUUGUUGUCACGAAUACUCAGUAAGUGCCAUUUGGGGCUGUCAGCUUAGACGCAUUGUUUGGGGAAGAUUAACCAGCAUUUAGUCUUAAACGACUGUCCCAGCUUUGUGACUUCAUGCUGUGCCGUUAGAGUACCUUUGUGGUAACUCCACAAUAUGAAUUCUUCUCGGUACAUGGAAUUGUGCUGAAUUGUUACUUUUAUUACAGUUCAACAGACUUGGAAGCGCUGGCGGCAGCGUCUGAGGCUUUCAGGUCGUUCGUGCUAUUUGCUGAGCGCCCUGCAUGCAGUCUGGGGGCUGCAGAGAGACCCCUGCCCGCCUGGCGUUCGUAGUUUCAAUUGUGUGCCUAUAAAACUUGGCCAAACCAUAUUCAGUUAUUUUAUUCAAACUUGAUGAAACUGAUGUAAUAUAGUAAACCUAAAUCAAAGAAGAGAAUGUAAAAUCCUUUAGAUACUUUUAAGAAUUUGAAGCAAAGCUCAAACCUUAAGACAGAUUAUUUUUAUAUAGCUAUUAAAGAGUGUGUUAUGAAGUUGUGGGGUUUGGGGGGGAUUGAGGGUGGGAAAGUUUAUGAAUUAUGCAUGCUUCCUAGGAACAGCCAGGCUUUUCAGGAAUUAGCCUGGAACAGUGCCUAACAAAGCUAUUAUUAAUUCUCUACCAUUUUAAAUUCACCACCAAAUGGGUCUGGCUAAGUGGGCGGACUCUCACAUCCUACUCAUAUUUGGCUACAAAUAGCACGUGCAUAGUAGUUCUGUUGCCUGUGGUGUUGAGCUGCGGCUAGUAUGUCACAGCAUACUGGAAUUCUAAUAACUCUAUUGUAAUUAUGUACAGAAUCUGUGUAACUUAUUGUCUGACAUACAGAGGUUCUAGCAGCGGACUAACGGACAUUCCUUAGAACGGGAUGGCCAACGGGGAAAAACUACCUAACCCUAAUCUUAAUGUUGUAGUUUUAUAGCAAACAAAUACUGUAAAAUUUUUGUAUUGAAAGGUCAGUGGCAGUAAGACAAGGUGUCUUGUAAAUUCAGAUUUUAAGAAGCGCAUUAAAAUGUUUUAAAAGUACUCUCUGGGAAUUCUGUAUAUCACACUAAAAUUUUUUUAUAUCAUUAUGUUAAUAAAAGGUAUUGACUGUUUGUAA
Messenger RNA from Leopardus geoffroyi (Geoffroy's cat), 6668 nucleotides. RefSeq names its product disco interacting protein 2 homolog A (gene DIP2A). The record is from RefSeq and is a predicted model, not a curated record. The coding region runs from base 227 to 4954 and encodes 1575 amino acids. The transcript is spliced from 39 exons. Gene Ontology annotation, cellular component: cell surface. NCBI's taxonomy places the organism in Eukaryota, Metazoa, Chordata, Mammalia, Carnivora, Felidae.